Molecule: messenger RNA, 2439 nt
Organism: Bombina bombina (fire-bellied toad)
Lineage: Eukaryota; Metazoa; Chordata; Amphibia; Anura; Bombinatoridae
Product: gastrula zinc finger protein XlCGF48.2-like
Exons: 7
Coding region: 174-1295 (373 amino acids)
Source: RefSeq, a predicted model, not a curated record
GCUUGAUGGGAACUAGAUGCAACCGUCUCUGCGCUCAAUAGUAAAUGAGAACAAAGCCCCUUUUAUACUGGCUCCUGCUACUGUGAAGAUCACGUACAAUACACGUCACUGCGUUUGUUAGUAAAGGAGAAACAUAAGAAUAUCUGAGAAAUUCAGUUGCGCUAAACAAGACAAUGUCUGACAACACUGAGAACCAAACCUCAGACCUUCCUGAUGCUCACGGAGACACAGAUAACGUUGAUAUAGGGACAGAUGAGAUACCAGAAGAUCUGUGUGUAAGGCGUCAGCUGGGGCCAACAGAUGAGGAAACCAGUGACAGUAUCAGCUCAGGCCUUAUGGAUGUGACAUCUUCAGAUGGUUCAGCGGAUGAGUACAGAGAAGAACCAAAUAUGUGUGAUCAGGUGAAGACUGAGGAGGAUGAAGUUCCUACAAAUACGGCUACAGACGCAGAUAAUGCUGAUAUAGUUAAAGUAGAGACAACAGAAGAUCUGUGUGUGAGGCGCCAGCUGGGACCAACAGAUGAGGAAACCAGUGGCAGUAUCAGCUCAGGCCUUAUGGAUGUGACAUCUUCAGAUGGUUCAGCGGAUGAGUACAGAGAAGAACCGAAUAUGUGUGAUCAGGUGAAGACUGAGGAGGAUGAAGUUCCUACAAAUACGGCUACAGGUAACUUCACAAACUGCAAUGCUGAUGCUUCUUUCAGACGUCUUCAAAAUCAAAGAAACCACUUGGAAAAUGUAUGUUCUGAAUGUGGGAAAUGUUUUACUACGAAAUCAUCUCUUAUUAGGCAUCAGAAAGUUCAUACAGGGGAGCAAACAUUUUCAUGUCCUGACUGUGAGAAAUGUUUUAGUCUGAAAUCUCAUCUUAUUGCGCAUCAGAAAAUUCAUACAAAAGAGAGAGGAUUUUUAUGUUCCGACUGUGAGAAAUGUUUUACUACGAAAUCAUCUCUUAUUAGGCAUCAGAAAAUUCAUAAAGUGGAGAAAGAAUUUUUGUGUUCUGAAUGUGGGAAAUGUUUUACUCAGAAAUCUCAUCUCAUUAGGCAUCAGAAAAGUCAUACUGGGGACAAAGCAUUUUCAUGUUCUGAAUGUGGGAAAUGUUUUACCUUGAAAUCAACUCUUAAUAAUCAUAGGAAAAUUCAUACAGGGGAGAAAGAAUUUUCGUGUUCUAAAUGUGGGAAAAGUUUUACUCAGCAAUCAACUCUUAUAAAUCAUCAGAAAGUACAUAUUAAAGAAAAUCAGAGAUUAAUCUCUGAAGCUCAGAUGCCAACACAGUCAUCCACACAGUGUCCAGAGUGCUGAUGAGGACUACAUGUUGCCAUAAAACAUUUUGAGUUAUGUGAAUAUUAUAAAAGGGUCAACUGAGGUUAAAUAGUGUGUAUAAAAAAAAAAGCUUAUAACUAUUUUAAUACAAUUUCCAAAACUCUGCAAAAUUACUUACACGUUAGUGUUGCCAAGUGUAGCCUGCUCCACCACCCUUAUCAGUUUUCUACUACGAACCCUGUGGUAUCAUAUAACAAAGUGUGCACAUGAGGACAAUUACUUAUGCAAGUAAGUGGGGUUGAGGAGGGACAGCAGGUACUGCUAUUGUUUGUUGCCAAGAGGCUUGCUUGUUUCCAUGGGGAUAAUGUCACAUGCUUUGUGAAAGCUUCAGCAUUAUACUGUGCACUUCUUUAGUCAUGUGUCAUGUGACUCUGCCCCCUAUCGUGCAUUCUGCAGAAGCUAUGGCCUGGAUAGCACCUACCAUAUAUGGAAAUGCCCAGGGGGGAGCUUGCUGAAUGGGGGUUAAAACAGAAACCUUUUUGCAGGUAAACUUUGGCUGCAUUAUAUAUUUAGAAACGUAUGUUAGUUCAUACUGUUUUAUGUCUCUUUAAGGCUGUUUGAUGCCCUAUUUGCACCUCAAACAGUUACAAAGUGGCAUAGUGCGUUUGUCAUACAUGGGAAAUCCAGGGUCCCUAUAUAGGUUUAAGUAGCCUAGUGAUCACUUGUUGUAAAUAAAAUGUGCAUUAACUGGAGUUGGAGUUCAUGGAAGGGAGCCCCCAUGUGCAGAUCAAAGUUAUGUAAAUAUACCUAAAGACCCUUAUCUAUAUGUUGAUAAAUGUAGGUACUGUUUGCAGCAUUUUAGUCAGGUGAUCCCUGAGGCAACAGCAUUUCCCUAGCUGGAAUUUAAUUUGAUCUGGUGUAUGGGUGUGCAGGGUGAACAUCAAAAAUGGAGGAGGACUCCAAAAGGAAGGCAUUGUCUGGAUAAGAUAGCCUCCAUAGAUGCAUAAAACAAAAUAUAUGUAUAUGUUUUUUGCCAAUUUCUAUUUAAAAAAUGAAUUAUUCUGUUUCUGCUUAUGUUUAAAAGGUUACCUAAUACAAUUAUAGAGCCAAAAAAGUUUUAACUAUAGAAAACUUGUUCUGUAUUGUUUACAACCCUGUGUAUUAAAAUUGUGAUACAAAUAUG